Molecule: messenger RNA, 683 nt
Organism: Musca vetustissima
Lineage: Eukaryota; Metazoa; Arthropoda; Insecta; Diptera; Muscidae
Product: glutathione S-transferase 1-like
Exons: 2
Coding region: 9-683 (224 amino acids)
Biological process (GO): glutathione metabolic process
Molecular function (GO): glutathione transferase activity
Source: RefSeq, a predicted model, not a curated record
GCAUCAAAAUGUCAAACCCCAUUCUAUAUAUGGCCACAUUGAGCCCACCCUCUCGGGCUGUUAUGUUAACUGCCAAGGCUAUUGGUUUGGAACUGGAAUACAAAGUCGUCAAUUUACUGGCCGGUGAACAUCUGACACCCGAAUUUCUAAAAAUGAAUCCCCAACAUACCAUUCCCACCUUGGUGGAUGGUGAGGAUAUUAUCUAUGACUCUCAUGCCAUAUGCUGUUAUUUGGUUGACAAAUAUUCCGCCGCCGAUGACACCUUAUAUCCUAAAGAUUUGUUAAAACGUGCCCAAGUAAAUGCCCGCUUGCAUUUCGAUUCGGGUCAUUUGUUUGCUCGUCUACGUUUCCUCUUCGAACCGAUUUUAUUCUUUGGCUGCACCGAAGUUUCUGAAGAUAAAAUUGCCAAUCUUGUAAAAUGUUGGGAAAUUAUGGAAGGUUUCUUGCAAGAUCAUCCCUAUGUUUGUGGUGAUAACAUGACUAUUGCUGAUUUAUGCUGUGUGGCUACCAUUUCGUCGUGUAAUGAGGUGGUACCAAUUGAUGAAUCGAAAUUCCCCAAAUUUGCAGCAUGGUUUAAACGCAUCUCUCAGCUGCCAUACUAUAAGGAUACCAAUGAAGUUGGUGCCGAAGAAUUGAAGGCAAUUUUUAAAAUGAAAUUGGCUGAAAAUCGUGCAGCUCAAUAA